Molecule: messenger RNA, 588 nt
Organism: Eremothecium cymbalariae DBVPG#7215
Lineage: Eukaryota; Fungi; Ascomycota; Saccharomycetes; Saccharomycetales; Saccharomycetaceae
Gene: IRC21
Product: Irc21p
Exons: 1
Coding region: 1-588 (195 amino acids)
Molecular function (GO): heme binding
Source: RefSeq, a predicted model, not a curated record
AUGGCCGUGGACGGUGAAGCUGCUGAAGAUAAACGGAGGCUUCUCGGGAUGCGGGCCCCCAUGCGGCAGCCAGGAUGUUCGACUCUGCCUCUUCCAGUGACUCCGCUAAGGCGAGGAGGAGCGGUGACAACAGCAAGUAGCACGAAAAGCAUUCCUAGAAGCGGAAGGGUACGUUUACAGCCAGGACAUUCUGCUUUAGACUGGCAAGCGUUAUCGCAAUCUCAUGGAUCGCGAGGCACGUUCAUACAUGGACUAGAUGCUUCUUCCAAGUGGUGGGAUUACUUUAUGGUGCUCCAGCACCCCGCAUCAGUGAAGCAACUACAGAUGGGGGUGCCGACAUAUCGUAUCCAGCCGCCGCUUAGAGUUGAUAAAAUGGUGCUAGAGUCCACGAAGGAAAAUGACUGGUGUGUGCUUAAGGGGAGAGUGUACUGCAUCACUGAUUACCUGGACUUUCAUCCCGGAGGCGUACAAAUCUUGGUAAAGAACUGUCGGGGGAAGGAUGCUACAAGGCUGUUUGAGAAGUAUCACCGCUGGGUAAAUUUAGAGCAAGUCCUUGCAUGUUGUGUGGUUGGAGUUUACGUGUCAUAG